AUGAGCUGUGAGCAGUCCCCCAAAUCACUGCUGUCCAAGAAGAAUAGAAGCGAUGGGGUUCACAUCACUCCUGAGCUCCAGAAAGAAGAGAAGGAGGCUGUGGACAACCGCAAGACCCAGGUGGUGAUGUCUCUGAAUAAACUGGGCAUCAAGGCUGAUGAGGCACCAGUCCUUGCUGUUCUUGGCUCCGGCGGGGGUCUGAGGGCACACUUUGCCUGUCUUGGGGUCCUGAUCGAGAUGAAAAACCACAGCCUGUUGGAUGUCAUCACGUACCUUGCAGGGGUCUCAGGCUCCACUUGUCUGGGAGUGAAGUUCCAGGGCUCUCUUUUGUCCAGCAUGAAGAAGCAUGUGGAAAAAGGGACACUACCCUACCCAAUAUUUGCAGCCAUUGAUAAUGACCUUCACCCUGGUUGGAAGGAUCAAAAAACUCAAAAAUCCUGGUUUGAGUUCACUCCCCACCAUGCUGGGUAUCCUGCACUCAAGUCUUACAUCCCUAUUACCCAGUUUGGAAGUCAAUUUGAGAAUGGAAGAUUAGUCAAAUCUGCGCUUGAGCGAGACCUUUCUUUCCUGAGAGGAUUAUGGGGAAGUGCUGUAGCUAAUACUGAAGAAAAUAAGAAAUUUAUUUGGGAUGAGUUUUUGAGCCUGAAAGAAAAAUUGUUAGGGAAACAUCAGUUAACACAAGGGAUGAUUGAAAAAGAGAUAACAGUGGAUGAAGCUCUCCUAGAAUUGACGGUGGAUUACAUAAAAGAUGAAAAGGACCCCAGUAUCCAGAAGAAGCUCCAGGCCUUGCAGCAGGCACUGGAUGCCGGGAGAGAUGAGCAUGGUGAGCCUGAAUGCAGGAAAGUGGCCAUGAUGAUCCAGAAUUGGAGUAACGCCUCCCAGAAGGAGCAAGGCCUGAUCCUGGAAACUCUGGUGUGUCACUUCACAGGGCAAGCAAGCACGAUGGCCCUAUCCACAGCUUUGAGUGUGUCCAAGUUAACAAUCUCGGACAUUUUAGCCUUUCUGGCUAAAACUGCAAAGUGCAUUUGGAACUGGGAAUGGGGGACCAUUCACAACUUCCUGCAUCAACACCAUGGCUCCAAUGUUUGCAUCACAGAUGAGGAUAUGUGCAGCCGAAAACUCCUCCAUCUGGUGGACGCCGGGCUUGCCAUCAACAGUCCCUACCCACUUCUUCUGCCCCCUGCACGGGAAGUUCAGCUCAUCCUCUCCUUUGACUUCAGCGAUGGGGACCCUUUUGAGACUGUCAGAGCCACAGCUGACUACUGCCACCACCAUAAAAUCCCCUUUCCCCUGGUGAAAGAGGCUGAUCUAAAGGAGUGGGCUGAAGCCCCUACCAGCUGCUACAUCCUGAAAGGGGAAAGUGGACCCGUGGUGAUGCAUUUCCCCCUGUUUAACAAAGACAACUGUGGAGAUGACAUUAAUACUUGGAGAGACAAAUAUGGCACAUUCAAACUAUCGGACACCUACUCUGUACAGCUGGUGAAGGAUCUCCUGGAGAAGUCCAAGGAGAACGUCAGGAAAAACAAGGAGAAGAUCAUCCGUACAAUAAAGGAGGUGGUUGGUAGGAAAGGGAAUUGGUUAGAAGAGCUCCGGGCAUCAUUUCUUGAGUUUGACAAGGACCGUGAUGAGUUCAUCUCUUACAAGGAGAUGGAGCUGACCAAACUGGGCCAGCAAAUCCACAUGAACCCUGAGACCAGGGGCUGA
This is a messenger RNA of Castor canadensis (American beaver), 1704 nucleotides long. The record is from RefSeq and is a predicted model, not a curated record. Lineage: Eukaryota; Metazoa; Chordata; Mammalia; Rodentia; Castoridae.